Messenger RNA from Haplochromis burtoni (Burton's mouthbrooder), 2764 nucleotides. RefSeq names its product DNA annealing helicase and endonuclease ZRANB3-like. NCBI's taxonomy places the organism in Eukaryota, Metazoa, Chordata, Actinopteri, Cichliformes, Cichlidae. The record is from RefSeq and is a predicted model, not a curated record. The transcript is spliced from 2 exons. The coding region runs from base 195 to 920 and encodes 241 amino acids.
CAAAAAAAUGUGUCACUGUUCAUAAAUUUGUGGACCUAAGUGUGAAGUGAAGGUACAACAUAAGGUCCCUUGUGUUUCAGGAAAAGGUGACUGGCAGCACUCUAAAUGGAAGAAAGGAAUAUCUGAAGGCCGACGAGGGCGACAAGGACAAAUGGGAGUUCCUCAACUUUGCCAACGCGUGGACGCCAAGUGAGAUGGUGCUGCCGCUGGAGGGAAGCACAGGAAAUGCCAAAACCGACGUCUUCUUUACUCAUUUUGAGAAAGAAAAGCAGCACGACAUCCGUUCCUUCUUCUCCCCGCAAGCUGGCAAGACGAAGAGGAAGAGAACAGAAGAUGAAGAAAGUCCCUCCAUCUCCUCAGAGACGGCUGCCACGCCAGCUGGCAUCCGGGUAUACUUAGAAAACAGCGAGGAGGGGAACGAGGAGUCAUGCUCCCAAACCUCCAAAACGCCCGAUCGGGAUUUCUCGCCCCAGCUGAAAAGGCUGCGAACACCGCAGCCCAACCGGAGCCCCACGUCUCGAUUUGGGGGGAAGCGGAGGUCGUCUGCGGGGGGGAUCAGCGCAGGCAGACCUGCCAGCGCGGUCUCCCUAACGUCUCAGCCGUCUGAGCCUGAUCCUGCAUCCGUGUGGAAUUGCGGGGCCUGCACCUACUCCAACAGCAGCCUGUUGCCGUACUGCGAGAUGUGUGAGUGCCCGCGCUCUACCUCUGCUGUCAGCUCAGGUAAGAGUAAGGAACAAAUAAUAUCCAAUUAUCCGAUCCCCCCCCUCCUCUCACCAAUCCCACCCCCAACCUGCUGUUUGCGUCUGCCUGUGUGGCCCUCUUCUUCUUCUUCUCCAUCUUUCUCUUUAUUUUGCUGUUGUUUAUUUUUGUUUUUAAUUAAAUUCACAAACCUGAUUGCAAAUCAAACUGAAUUUUAUUAAGGAAACGCACGCGCUUCCAUCAUCUCAUGUCUAAAAUGAAGCACCUGAAGCUGAAAUCCAUUCAUUGCUUUAUUUUCCUUCCUGUCAAUAUCAAUCGUGGCAGUCUGUUGACAUAAUACUUUUGAACAGCAUUACAGAUUUCACCAGAUGGAGAUGCGAGAUAGCAAAAGAUGGAGGCAGACUUCCCAGAGUCUGAAAUAGCACUGCUCAGAGAAUAUUGUCUGUCUCCCUCUCCUCUCCCUCUCUGCAGAUGACAAGGACACAGUAUAAUUCUCACCUGUCAAGCUGAGAGAGAGAGCGAACAGGCGCCUACUAUUGCUGCAAACGUCUCACACAAAGUUGGGAAAAGUUGAGCUGGCUCGAGCUGAUAUCUCUGACAGCCUAUGAUUGUAUCUUGCAAAGAAGAGGGGAGGGAAGUCGUUAUGACCUGGCAGACUGCAGGUCCAUGCUCUUUAGAUGUCUGAGAUGCAUCAAAUCAGUUUGAGAGAUGAUUUAAAAAAAAAUAAAAUCCCCAAACUUGAAUGUAGUUCACAGCUGUAAUGUUUAGGUAACAUGAGUUUAAUACUUUUAGUACUCCACUGGCUGAAUAAAGCCUUAUAUGAGCAUGAGCUAAAGAUAAGUCAUUAGUCAAAAAAAACCUAGUUUACGGCAGGUUAAGGUAGCAUUUACCGAUUGCUUUAUAAAGACAGACUGCACUGCCUGAUCACACACUUUAUUUGAUGCACUUAGAGGAGGCGUAUUACUCUUCUCCUUAUUUGAUGCCACAUAUAUCCUGUUAAAUAAUGAGGUCAGACUCUGUGCAAAGUAAUCCCAGUUAUACACUUUUUUUCUACUCUUGGAUCUAUAUGAUGCCCAAGAGGGUGGACAUCCCUAAUAUGGUCGUUGCAGGCACACAGCCAAGAGCAGCGAGUCAAAAAGAGCAGGUUUAAGGCGAACCAACACAGAGUAUCAACAAAGACCAGCACAAUGAAAAAAGAUUAUUUUGAUGUAUCAAUCAUGAAAAGCUACUGUAGUCCAAGAAUAAAACUGAGAAGUUAAAAAUGAGCACAGCAGGUCAAUUUUAAUCAAUUCAUGUUUUUAACUAUGGUACUUCAGAAAAUUAUUAAAAUGUUUAAAACAGAGCAAAAUGCACACUGAUGAAUGACACAGUUUAAUCUCAGUGUCAGAGUAGUUAUGUAUCCAGACGACUCAUAAAAAAGUAAUUCCACAUGAGCAUAACCUCUGGCCUUCCAGACUGCCAGCUCGAUGAGGUAGCAGAGUACAAUACUGUCAAAUAAAGCCUUUCAGGCUUGAUGAUGAAAUCUAAAUUAUUAGUUGGAGAACAGUAAUUAUAAAGAGCACAUCUACCAUGAAAAGCCUUUUUGCUCCAGUGAGGGUGUUUGCUUUUAUUCACCUUCACUCUGAAAACAUUUGAGAAUUUGGGGAAGAAGAAAAGAGGUGGGGGGGACACACUUGUUGGCGCUUUUACCAAAAGACAGGUGAUGAUUGAUGUCAGCCUCGUGUUCGUGAGCUAAAUAUGGAGCUGGAGUCGGUUGGCUUUGAGAACAGCUAAGCUAGAUGUUUCACUAAGUUUAAAAGUACCGUUAACCUUGUAAUGCCUAAACCGUAAAAUAAUUGCAAAAAAAUUAACAUCUUUGAAACUGCAGUGUUUAUUGAGAUACUCUUGGCGUUACAGGGUUAACAGGAUUUGUUAAAUACGAUGUGUCGCAUUUAUUCAAUCUAUGCCUUUUCCAGGUUUUACAUUUUGGAACCAUGGCGGACAAAGAAAGUCCCAGGAGGACACCAUAGAUUGUUUAUGAUAAGACACAGCCUCUGAAAAAGGCCAGAGCUCACCAUACUUUCUA